Messenger RNA from Chenopodium quinoa (quinoa), 2302 nucleotides. RefSeq names its product pentatricopeptide repeat-containing protein At1g09220, mitochondrial-like. Bases 614 to 2107 code for a protein of 497 amino acids. The transcript has a single exon. The record is from RefSeq and is a predicted model, not a curated record. Gene Ontology annotation, molecular function: RNA binding; protein binding. Gene Ontology annotation, biological process: RNA modification. Lineage: Eukaryota; Viridiplantae; Streptophyta; Magnoliopsida; Caryophyllales; Amaranthaceae.
UCUUUGUAAGUAACUAAGUAUAGUAUAAAAUCAUAUCAAAGAAUACAUUGAUCAAGCAUUAAGAGUCAACAACAAAACCCACAAAAGUAAGAUUUGAAACUAAACCUCAUUGUAUGAAUACAGGAUCAUAAAAUGCACUGAUGAAAGUAUUAUACCUCAUUGUGUAGUAGAGUACUCCUGUUUACAACUUACGAGUUUGCUCACCAAGGUUGUUGGACAGUCGAACAACCUGGAGAUACCAUUGCGACUUACCCUGAUAACAUAUUGUUCCGUUUAACUAAUCACAAUUUUUUUAAGAAAAACCAAUACUGAAGAGAAAGAAAUUUUACACUCAUAUCUACAAGGAAAGAUAUACUUUGUAUGUAAGAUUAGAUUAACAUAAGUACAUAACUCACCAAUCUCGGAGAUUAACAAAACAACUUAUUGCCAAUCUCGGAGAGUAACUAAGACUUUUGAGGGAGAGGAAAAGGGUUUAUAUAAAAAAAAAUGUGUGAUUACCGUUAAUAACUUUGAAGAAAUUUCCCUCCAUUUUCCCGCCCAAAUCUCUCUAUGAAUCAUUUGCCAUCUUCAUAUUUCUUUAGAACCCUAAAAAUUCACCCACAUUCUAAAAUUCAUGCAGUGGUUGCAAAGAAACCGAUUCGUCUGCUAUACCCAGAUUUCAAUACUACCCAACUCUUUUGCCUAUUUCUCAUCAUCACAUAAUCAUUCAAUUAAAGAUCAUAAAAAUUACCAUGAUCAUUAUCUUUCUCCUCUGAAAAACUUCCCUUCGUCGCGAUUUGUUACCCAGCAAAUCCACUCUCAAUUAACAACCAAUGGCUCAUUCAGUCAAUUCCCAAAUACCCAGAUCAUAAUUCUGUUCAACACCAUUUUGAGACGUUACGCCUUAGGUGAAUUUCCGCAGGAAGCUCUGUUUCUGUACAAACAAGCACAACAAUCAAGUACAUUGUAUCAGUACUUUGAUAGUUUUACGUACUCGUUUCUCAUCAAAGCAUGUGGCAAUUUGAAGCAACAAAUUACGGGUUUUCAACUCCAUUCCCUUGUUGUGCAAUUGGGUUUUGAGUUGGAUGUUUAUGUGCAGACUGCAUUGCUGAACAUGUACAUAGAUUUUGGUUUGUUGAGUAAUGCAGAUAAGAUGUUUGAUGAAAUGCCUGAAAGAAAUUUGGUUACUUGGAAUGUGAUGAUCACUGGGUUGGUUAAAUGGGGUCACCUUGAGGCUGCUCUUGCUUUGUUUAGGCAAAUGCCUAGUAAGAAUGUUGUUUCUUGGACUGGUAUGAUUGAUGGGUUUACGCGAAUGAAGAAUUAUCUUGGAGCUUUUUCGUUGUUUCGGGAAAUGAUAAUGGUUGGAGGCAUUAUGCCUACUGAAGUUACAUUGUUGGCCGUUUCUACUGCUAUUGCUGAACUUGGGGAUCUAAAGAAUUGUCGAUUAUUUCACUCCUUCAGCGAAAAAAGUGGUUUCAGAGAAAAUUAUAAUCAGGUCACAAACUGUCUUAUUGAUGCUUAUGCCAAAUGUGGGUGCAUUGAAAGUGCAUUGAGGGUAUUCGAGGAGAUGUUUGCGUGUAGAAGAAAUGUCGUGUCUUGGACAUCGAUUAUAUCUGGGUUUGCUAUGCAUGGCAUGGCAAUAGAAGCUGAACAAUUCCUAGAAAGAAUGGAGGGUUCAGGGAUCAGACCAAACCGAAUUACUUUCUUGAGUGUUCUUAAUGCUUACAGUCAUAGUGGAUUGGUAGAAGAGGGGAUCCGGUUCUUCAGAAAAAUGGUUGAUCAUGGCUGUGUUGCAGCAGACAUAAAGCAUUAUGGGUGUGUGAUUGAUAUGUUGGGACGAGCAGGCAAGCUAAAAGAAGCAGAAGAAAUUGCCUGGCAGAUUCCUAAUGACAUUGAUGAUGUUGUGAUUUGGCGUACUCUUUUAGGUGCAUGCAACUUUCAUGGUGAUGUUGAGAUAGCUGAGCGUGUAUCAAAGAAGAUGCAGGAUAUGGAAAGAGAACAUGGAGGAGACUACGUUUUGAUGUCAAACAUAUUGACAGGUCAGGGAAAGUUCAAUGAAGCUCAGAAUGUAAGGACACUGAUGGAUAAAAGGCAGGUUCUAAAAAUUGCAGGCCAUAGUUCAGUCUGAGCUUACAACUGCAGCACAAUAAACCAGGCAGCAGAGCACAGACUAGCGAAAUUUCCUUUUACAGUAUCAUUUCAUAUGAGGAGAUAACAAUGGCACACUGCUGCAGCACGUUGCCUAGCAGGGUCUGUAAUUUUUGUACUCGCCUUUGGAUUUCCUUCAAAUCGAAUAAAACAAUGACCCAGCCCUUUUAUUUCA